Messenger RNA from Dipodomys ordii (Ord's kangaroo rat), 783 nucleotides. It is a transcript of the gene Gon7, whose product is annotated as chromosome unknown open reading frame, human C14orf142. The transcript has 2 exons. The coding region runs from base 36 to 338 and encodes 100 amino acids. Gene Ontology annotation, cellular component: EKC/KEOPS complex. NCBI's taxonomy places the organism in Eukaryota, Metazoa, Chordata, Mammalia, Rodentia, Heteromyidae. The record is from RefSeq and is a predicted model, not a curated record.
UCCCCGUGGCGCGCUCUUAAAGCGAAGCGGUCGCCAUGGAGCUGGUAGGGGAGUACGUAGGGCCUGACGGGGAGCCUCGGCGACUGCGGGUGACCUGCCAGACGUCAGGUGACGCCGAUCCUUUCCAGAGUCUGUUGUCGGGCGUAACCCAGAUGAAGGAGCUAGUCGUCGAAUUCUUCGGUUCCCUGGUCCAGCCGGAAGCGCAGGGCCGGGUGGCGGCGACCCCAGACGACGCGUUGGACGGUGAUGAUGAAGAUGAUGCAGAAGAUGAAAAUAACAUUGAUAAGAGAAGUAACUCAGACGGACCAUCUGCAAAACGACCCAAACCACCAUCUUAGUAAUAGCAUUUAUGAAAUUCAAAAGACUUCUAUUGAGCUGGGCCAAGUAGAAUGCAUUGCCUGUAUUCUCAGCUAUUCAGGAGGCUGAGGCAGGAAGAUUGAAAAUUCAAGGCCAUCCUGAGCUAUGUAGCAAGACAUUGCCUCAAAAAAAAAAAAGACUACUACUACAUCUUACAUCCUAUUCACACUGAUAUUUAAGGGAGCUUUGCGCUGUAGUUUGGGAAAACAUGUAUUUUGCUCUCUUGGAACAAGUUUAUCAGAAGAAAAAUUUUGUUUUUUACCAGAGGAAGAUAAAUGUUUGGGACUAUAGUCUGUUGUCUUGAGUGAGAAAUUUCAGGCUGUAGAAAUAACAGAAUACUUCAUGAUGUAUGAAAUCUUCCAAAUUGGCUACUGAAUUUUUAUCAUUGUGUUAUUUUUUUAAAUACUAUAUUAAAGUGUGUGAUAU